AUGGCUACCUUUCUUGUGGAGGACUUGCUGGCGCGCGCCGAAGAGCGCGAGGCGGAGACCCAGCGCAGCGUGGCGGUGCAUAAGGAGCUGGAGUUGGAGUUCGACGUGGGUAACUUACUGGCGGUGGAUAAAAAUCCGGCUCCGCGUGCCCUUGCGCGAGUCUCCUCGGAGCGCGAGGCUCUCCUGCGCGCUUUGGCCCGGGAUAACACUCAGUUGCUGGUGGGCCAGCUGUGGGCGCAGCCGUCAGAGCGGGUGGAAGGGGGCGCGGGGCCAGUGGUGGCCCGCCUGCCUGAGCCCACAACGCGCUUACCCAGGGAAAAGCCGCUGCCCAAACCUCGACCGCUCACAAAAUGGGAGCAGUUCGCACGCCUCAAAGGCAUUCGCCCGACGCGCAAGAAGCGUGGCACGUUGGUCUGGGACGAAGCCGCCAAAGAGUGGCGGCGGCGCUGGGGUUACCGCCGAGCUGGCGAAGAUCCCUCCCGCGACUGGCUCUUGGAAGUGCCGGACUCGGCCGACCCGAUGCAGGACCAGUUCGCCAAGCGGCGCCAGGAGAAGCGGGAGCGGGUGGCGCGCAACGAGCUCAAUCGCCUGCGGAACCUGGCGCGCGCUCACCGGGGCCGGGUGGCGGCCGACCUGCACCCGACGGGCCACCAAGACCGGGCCGAGAUGGGCCGCGUCUCCGCUCUCGCCCGCGUCUCCACCGCCUCCCGCGGCCGCUUCCAGCCUCGCCUUCCCAAGGAGCCCGCCGUCGCGCAGACUAACACAGCCCGCGGAAAGAAGCGUAGCUUCCAGCCGCUGCUGGGAGACCUUGAAGGGGAGAAGAAGCGGCAUCUGGAGUUAGCCCGCAGCCUGAGUAGCAAGAAGCCGCUCCUGAACCUGACCCGUGCGGUCAACAAGCAGCUCCGCGAAGAGGAAGCCGAAGCAGCCAGAGGCAAAGGCAAAAGGCGCGACCAGCGGGGCAAGAGAGGUCGACGACAGCAGCAGAGGUCCGGAAACGCCAGGAGCAAGAGAAGCGCAGGAGCUGGGCGUAGAGGGAAUCAGGGGGGACCUGGAAGCAUCAACAGCAAAAGGAAAAGAAAAUAAACUUUCGUUGUGUGGGGUUACAUUGCUAUCCCAGCUAAAUAGCAGUCUGAAGCAGUUUAUUUUACAUAAGGCUGCAACACAGUAUGGAUUUGCUAAGUUAAAUAUUAUUCUAACUUAACAUUGGCCUUUAACCCCAAAAGAACUUUGUGGGACUUGACUAAAGAGUGUAUAAAGACAUUAGCAAUAAAAACAGCAUGUAAAGUUACCUUUGAAUGAGUCUAUUCACUUGAAGAAAUGUGAUAUUAGAUGUACAAUUCAGACAAUGCCUUUACUAUGAAUUGGAAUGACUUCAAAGAAUAAGACUUUAAAGGAGUUGAAGUAGAAGGACUUGUUUUGUUUAUAAUAAAGUCCUAAUAUGCCUCGUUUCUUUUAAAUGAGAAUUGAAAUGGAUACCUCUCAGGAGAUGAGCUGCAGUGUUAUUUUUCUGUAUUUCUUUUGAAUGUAUCUGAAUUACAGUAUAUCAAUUGUCAGCCAGGAUGAAGGCAAAUCUCUAUAAGAAUAUUGUGUUUACUUCAUGGUAUCUGACUUUUAUAUGCGUUAACAUCUCAACGCAUACAAAAUGUCAAAUUUGUCUCAUCAAAAUACCAUUUUCAUCAUUUUGACACUAUGAAUCCUGAUAUCAAAAAAAUUGUAGAUUCCGUAUCGGGGUAUGUGUAUGGAUAUAUGUACAUGCCCACUACAGCAAGAUUGAAGAUAUUAAAAAAAAACAAUUAUGGUU
Protobothrops mucrosquamatus (brown spotted pit viper) is the source of this 1801-nucleotide messenger RNA. RefSeq names its product ribosome biogenesis regulator 1 homolog (gene RRS1). Gene Ontology annotation, biological process: endonucleolytic cleavage in ITS1 to separate SSU-rRNA from 5.8S rRNA and LSU-rRNA from tricistronic rRNA transcript (SSU-rRNA, 5.8S rRNA, LSU-rRNA); ribosome biogenesis; ribosomal large subunit biogenesis. Bases 1 to 1083 code for a protein of 360 amino acids. Gene Ontology annotation, cellular component: nucleus; preribosome, large subunit precursor; nucleolus. Gene Ontology annotation, molecular function: protein binding. The transcript has a single exon. The record is from RefSeq and is a predicted model, not a curated record. Lineage: Eukaryota; Metazoa; Chordata; Lepidosauria; Squamata; Viperidae.